AGUAAACAGGCAACAACAGCAACAGCCAGCCAGCGGAGCAGCUUCUGCUUCGCUCAGAACGCAUCAGCAAAUCACGUGCCUCGUCUCCGUUCCAUGUUUCACCGUUCACGCAUCCCGGUGUUUAGGGUUUGGUGGCAGAAUCAAUCAGACUCAUAUUGUUCUGGAGUUGCUCAUUCUCUCCUUUUCGUUUCGCUGCUCUGCUGCGCGAUUCAUGACUUCCUCCGUCGCGGCCGCUGGCUCUUCUUCUUCUCCUCCUCCUCCUUCCGCAUUGGGCGGUGGCGGAGAUGGCGGAAGGAAGGAAAGGAAGGAGGCGCUGGGGUGGAUCGAGUGGUUCAGAGGAUGGUGUGCUAUCGUCUGGGAAUUCCUCUUCCAGAGGAUCGCCGCCAGCCACGUAGAGAACCCGUUGCCCCUUCCGCCGCUUGACGACGUUACCUGCAUUGUCACCGGCGCCACUAGCGGCAUCGGCCUGGAGAUCGCCAGGCAACUCGCAGAGUCAGGAGCACAUGUUGUAAUGGCUGUAAGGAGACCGAAUUUGGCUCAUGAACUAAUCCAGAAAUGGCAGAAUGACAAGUCAGAGAGUGGCCUACUACUUAAUGUUGAGGUGAUGGAACUUGAUCUGCUCUCUCUUGACUCUAUUGUGAGAUUUGCUGAAGCUUGGAAUGCUCGGAAUGCACCAUUGCAUGUGUUGAUCAAUAAUGCUGGCAUUUUCUCUAUUGGAGAACCUCAACGUAUUUCCAAGGAUGGGUAUGAGGAACAUUUGCAAGUAAAUCAUCUUGCCCCAGCAUUACUUUCAUUGUUGCUUUUUCCAUCACUUCUCCGAGGAUCUCCAAGCAGAAUUGUCAAUGUCAAUUCUAUUAUGCAUUGUGUUGGUUUUGUGGACACAGAGGAUAUGAACAUGACUAGCAGAAGGCGUAAAUUCACAAGUUUAGCUGCUUACUCAAACAGCAAACUUGCACAGGUGAAAUUUAGUAGCAUCCUUCACAAGCAGAUACCUGCAGAAGCUGGCAUCAGCAUUAUGUGUGUUUCUCCUGGUGUUGUUCAUACCAAUGUUGCAAGGGAUCUACCGAAAAUCGUCGUAGCAGCAUACCACCUAAUUCCAUAUUUCAUAUUCAGUGCUUUAGAAGGUUCAAGAAGCACUUUGUUUGCAGCCACUGACCCACAGGUUCCAGAAUAUUGUGCAUUGCUGAAGUCUGACGAAUGGCCUGUAUGUGCCUACAUCUCAUUCGACUGUCGCCCAACGAAUCCAUCUGAGGAAGCCCACAACUUGGAAACUUCUCAACUGGUUUGGGAUAAAACAUUGGAGUUGAUCGGCCUGCCAUCUGAUGCACUGGGCAAGCUCAUUGAAGGGGAGCCAGUGCAAUGCCGAUACACUUCAAAGGCCCAAUGAAAUGACACGAUUUCCACAGAUUGUUUUGCGCCUUCGCUAGUCAAUAAGAUUCACAAUUAGGGGAACUGGAAUUGCUAUCACUGUAGUGUGCUUUAUCCAUUGAGGCCUUCGUUGUAAUGCCCGUAAUGUCUCCUAGUGUACUGAAUGGUUAACCAUCUUCUCUGUGAUUAGUGACGUAAACUCCAGAUUCCAUGGGUCA
Molecule: messenger RNA, 1586 nt
Organism: Zingiber officinale
Lineage: Eukaryota; Viridiplantae; Streptophyta; Magnoliopsida; Zingiberales; Zingiberaceae
Product: dehydrogenase/reductase SDR family member FEY-like
Exons: 8
Coding region: 212-1387 (391 amino acids)
Source: RefSeq, a predicted model, not a curated record